AUGGCGGACGAAGAAAAGCAGACGUACCUUGAUCCCAACGUCGAGAAGGAGUUGCCUUCCCCAUUGGCCGACGCCAUCCGCUCAGGAAGCGUGGAUAAGAAGAUCUUGGAGCACUCUCACGAUGCCGACGAAGCUUUGAAGGCCUUUCAGAGCCAUCCUGGACAGGUCAUUCAUAUCGAUGAAGCAACGAAUAAACGACUUUUGCGAAUUAUAGACUGGCAUUUGAUACCGGUCAUGUGUAUCGUUUACGGCCUGAAUUAUUUGGACAAGACAACCAUAUCCUACGCAUCCGUCAUGGGUAUCAAGAAGGACAUUGGACUUGUCCGCGACGACUACCAAUGGUUGGGCUCCAUGUUCUACUUCGGUUAUAUUGCCUGGGAGUAUCCCACGAACCGCCUCUUGCAAAGGCUUCCAAUCGGCAAGUAUUCUGCGGCCUGCAUCAUAGCGUGGGGCGUGGUGUUGGCAUGCUUCGCUGCCGUAGAGAACUUUGCUGGUGCGGUAGCCAUCAGGUUCAUGUUGGGGGUCUGUGAGGCGGCGGUGACCCCCGGCUUCGCCUUGAUCACUUCACAAUGGUACACUAAGAAGGAGCAAGGGACGAGAACAGGCAUCUGGUUCUCCUUCAACGGCUGGGCGCAGAUCUUUGGUGGACUUGUGGCCUACGGAAUCGCCCGGGGCACGGCAAACCAUCAGACGUCGUUGGCAGGAUGGAAAAUCGUAUUCCUUCUCACCGGCCUCUUAACCGUCUCAAUGGGCAUUCUCUUCCUCUUUAUCAUCCCAGAUAACCAACUCAACGCCCGCUGGCUAAGCAAGGAAGACCGCGUACUAGCCAUCGAGCGUAUCCGUGUCAACCAACAAGGAGUCGGCAACAAGCACUUCAAAUGGUACCAGGUCCGCGAAGCUCUGACGGACCCCAUAACUUGGGCUUUUGUGGCAUAUGCUCUCAUUGCCGACAUUCCCAACGGCGGUAUCAGCAACUUCUUCUCGCAGCUCAUUACUUCCUUUGGAUACACGGCCGAACAGUCCUUGCUUUACGGCACACCUGGAGGCGCAGUGGAAGUCAUUACCCUGAUCGCUUUCGGCUAUCUCGGGGAUCGGUAUAGCAAUCGGAUAGCUUUUGCUUCUAUUGGCCUGGUGCUCAGUAUUAUUGGGAUGGCACUCAUCGUCGGUCUGCCGCUGGAGAACAACAGUGGUCGCCUGGGCGGCUACUACCUUACCCAGGCAUCUGCAUGUCCAUUCGUGGCUUUCUUGUCAUUGAUCAGCAGUAACAUUGCCGGCUACACCAAAAAGACCACAGUAGCAGCAUUGUAUCUGAUCGCAUAUUGUGUCGGCAAUAUCAUCGGUCCACAAACCUUUAGACCAAAAGAUGCACCUCGCUAUGUGCCGGCCGAGGUGACAAUCAUUGCUUGCUGGUGUGCAUGCUUGGUCGUUAUGGCAUUCAUAUAUGUCUGGUGCAGAAGGCAGAAUGCGCAGAAGGCAAGGUUAAGGGCAGACCCAAGUUACACCAAGCUCGAGAACCAAGAGUGGCUUGAUCUGACAGAUAAGGAGAACCCUGAGUUUGUUUACACUCUGUAG
Messenger RNA from Recurvomyces mirabilis, 1572 nucleotides. It is a transcript of the gene DAL5, whose product is annotated as Allantoate permease. Gene Ontology annotation, biological process: transmembrane transport; dipeptide transport; tripeptide transport. Gene Ontology annotation, cellular component: plasma membrane. The record is from RefSeq and is a predicted model, not a curated record. Lineage: Eukaryota; Fungi; Ascomycota; Dothideomycetes; Mycosphaerellales; Teratosphaeriaceae. The coding region runs from base 1 to 1572 and encodes 523 amino acids. Gene Ontology annotation, molecular function: allantoate transmembrane transporter activity; dipeptide transmembrane transporter activity. The transcript is spliced from 7 exons.